Dermacentor silvarum is the source of this 624-nucleotide messenger RNA. Its product is annotated as putative nuclease HARBI1. The transcript has 4 exons. The record is from RefSeq and is a predicted model, not a curated record. Lineage: Eukaryota; Metazoa; Arthropoda; Arachnida; Ixodida; Ixodidae. The coding region runs from base 1 to 624 and encodes 207 amino acids.
AUGGCCCCUCCGUGCCAGCGCCAGGACCCUACGGCGCCGCCAUUCCUUCGCCAGCCACCACCACCACCGCCGACGCCAUCGCACCUCCCUGUCGGUCGCAUCGAAGACGCUCGACGUGGUCGCCCUGAAAGGGCCACGUCGCCUGAGGAAGACCUACUGAUUGUGGCCGCAUCAGCAGCAGACCCCUUUCUAAACGGGAAGGAGAUCAGGGAUGAGCUCGCCCUGACAAGUAUCUGCGACGCGGACAUGAGGAUCCUGACCGUGUAUCCCGUGCGACCGGGGUCAGAUCAUGACUCAUUUGUCUGGCGGACAACAUGGCUGCGCCGGUGGUUCCAGGCGGGACGCAUCGCGAAUCCCGGUGUAUACCUCAUCGGUGACAGCGGCUACCCCUUGGAUCCGUGGCUCCUGACCCCGGUUCCCGGCCAUCCUCCUAUGCAAACAGCCGAGGGGAAGUACAACACAGCACAUGCCACCUUGCGUUCCGUAGUGGAGAGGUGUAUUGGGCUCUUGAUGAGCCGUUUCCGCUGUUUGCAGCGGUACGGCACCUUCCUCUACGAGCCAGAACGUGCGGCCAACAUUGUCGCUGCAUGUGCUGUGUUGCACACACAACCUUCGGCUGUCUGA